Molecule: messenger RNA, 867 nt
Organism: Encephalitozoon hellem ATCC 50504
Lineage: Eukaryota; Fungi; Microsporidia; Unikaryonidae
Exons: 1
Coding region: 1-867 (288 amino acids)
Biological process (GO): mitotic spindle assembly checkpoint signaling
Cellular component (GO): bub1-bub3 complex; mitotic checkpoint complex; kinetochore
Molecular function (GO): ubiquitin binding
Source: RefSeq, a predicted model, not a curated record
AUGUUGCAUGAACUUGGCUCUGUUCCACAAGAGACAAUCACAAGCAUUUCAUAUAGUAAGGAUCUGCUCAUCUCCUCGUGGAGCGGAGAGGUUGUACUUUAUUCAGGAGUUACGUUUGAGGCCAGAGGGUCUGUUGGGGCAGGGAUUCCCAUCACCAAGGCCAUCCUCACGCCCGGGAUGAUUGUCACAGGAGACAUAGAGGGAAAUGUCCGGGUUUACGACAGAUGCUUAAACGAAACAUCAACGGUUCCAAGCGGAGUGGGCGGAAUACAGCUUCUACACGAGUAUAGAGGAUGUGUGGUUGCAGGGGGAUGGAACAAGAAGAUUGCAUUUGUUAAUGAACGUGUACAAAACAUAGUGGAUACCGAGAAGAAGGUAUAUUGUUCUGACCUUGCCGGAGACAUUCUGCUGGCAGGGCAGCAAGAGUAUGCUGUUGCAUAUGACUUGAGGACGAACACAUCCUUCUUCAGAAGAAGAUUCAAUAUGGUUGUGAGGUCAUUGGCUCUUGCAGACACAGGGUUCUUUGCAGGAACGACCGAUGGCAGAAUAUAUUAUGAGGAUUUUGAAGAUGAAGCCAAGUCCUAUGUGUUCAAUGCACACCAUUCAGUAUCUGGAGACUCGAAAAUCUUUUAUCCUGUUAACUCUCUAGUGAUGGGAAGGCAUUUGCUUUCUGGAGGAUCAGAUGGGAGAGUGCUUAGGUGGAAGCUCGGUGCCAAAAAGACAUACAAAGAGAUAGCCUGUGACAAGGCAGGGGUAAGUAGCUUGUGUGCUGUCGGAGAAAGAGUUGCUGUGGGGUUUUCUUACUCAUACGACAGAGGGAAGUGCAGUGCUGCUCAUGGAAGUAGAGUGGUUGUGGUUGACGUGUGA